Messenger RNA from Haemonchus placei, 1248 nucleotides. The record is from the annotation of a GenBank genome assembly. Lineage: Eukaryota; Metazoa; Nematoda; Chromadorea; Rhabditida; Trichostrongylidae.
AUGGGUCGCCGUCAUCGUCGUUCGAAGGUCACUCGAGUAGUGAAUCUCGUCAAAAAGAUCAUCGCUUUCUUCUUCUCCCAUAUUGGCCUAUGUGCACUUGUAGUCGGUUACGCAUUGCUGGGAGCGGUAAUAUUCCAAGCUGUCGAAGGCCCACACGAAGAACAGAUUCAAUCGUCCGUAACGGCAGCUCGUAGUAGAGCUGUCGAUGUCGUCUGGAAUGCCACAUUUCGAGUCAAUCGGCUCAAUCAAGAUCAAUGGAAAUCGGCCGUCUAUAAGGAGGUGAAGAAAUUUCAAAAAAUCUGUAUGCACGCAAUACGAAAAGGUUACGAUGGGAAGGAGUUCAAGCAAGCUGCUCAAUGGACUUUCACAGGCGCAUUCCUGUAUUCGCUUACUGUCAUCACCACAAUAGGUUACGGUAACACUUCAGCCAAAACCUAUAUCGGUAAAACGUUGACGAUGCUGUAUGCCAUAAUAGGCAUUCCACUUAUGUUGCUUUUCCUGACAAAUAUUGGUGAUGUCAUGGCCAAAAUAUUCAGAUUUCUCUACGCGCAGUCAAUUCGUCUGAAAUUCCGACUGAUACUCUGGCACAAAAAACGAAAGGCUGCCAAAAUACGACGUGCAAACUCACUUGUAUCUCGACUUACCAGAGCACAUCGAGUGAAAGCCGAUUCCUCCAUUGACUCAUUUGCUGUCGGUACGAACUGCAUAAAAAUUCACUACUCUUUUGUUUACUAUGUGCUGUCCUAUCAAAAUUACGUACGCUUGUUACUUUGUUCACAUGACUGGCAUUGUUAUGGCGCCACAGUUAUGGCUUACAUUUCAGGUGGACCUGAUGUCGAGGAUUUGCUUACGGCACGGGUUGAGAUGGAACAGUUGGAGGUGCGUGAAACCGCUCAGGCUCAGCUAGAGAAGAUCAGCGUCCCGUUGUCGCUGGUCGUGCUCACGAUGUUCGCGUAUCUCGUCGCCGGAACAAUUCUAUUCAAAUUGUGGGAGGGCUGGACCUUCCUCGAAAGCUUCUAUUUCUGUUAUAUAUCACUCACUACAAUAGGAUUUGGUGACCGCUUCCCAGGAGCAUCAGUUGGCAAUAAUAAGGAUGCUCAAGAGAAACUUGUAAUCACUUCGGUCUACCUACUAUUUGGGAUGGCGCUGCUUGCCAUGUGCUUCAAUCUCGCUCAAGAAGAAGUACAGGUGAAAACGCGAUGGAUCGCCGACCAUUUCCGAUCGAAACAGGACGAUGACGAUGACUGA